Uranotaenia lowii is the source of this 1356-nucleotide messenger RNA. RefSeq lists its product as uncharacterized. The coding region runs from base 1 to 1356 and encodes 451 amino acids. NCBI's taxonomy places the organism in Eukaryota, Metazoa, Arthropoda, Insecta, Diptera, Culicidae. The transcript is spliced from 4 exons. The record is from RefSeq and is a predicted model, not a curated record.
AUGACUAAACGAGCGAGUUCUUCAUUUACUACGCCCUCUAGUUUGAUCCUCGACUCACUCAGCACAGCAACUCUCCGACAAAUUAACAGCGUCGAGAAUGAGAAUGGUCGCUUGCUCGAUCUCUGUUUUGUUAACGACGGAUCCCAAUUGGCUACGAUUGAACUGGCUCCUGCGCCUCUGGUUAAGCUUGUUCCUCACCACCCGGCACUGCUGCUUUCGCUUGAAAUCUCUGAUGUUGUGACUCCUAUCAAGAAGCCGGCAUCCUUUUUUCUCGAUUUCAAGAACGCCGAUUUUGUCGCUAUUUCACAAACGCUUGACGCCAUCGACUGGAAUUCUGAGCUCGAAUCUUCCGAUCCAAACGCCGCUGCUAUGAAGUUCUCCCAUAUCAUCAACGACAUCAUCGAUCGUCACGUACCAAAACGCUCAGCAGCCUCUGACCUACGUGCUCCCUGGGUCACGAAAGAGUUGCGACAAAUGAAAGCACUCAAGAACAAAGCCCUCCGCUACUACUUGAGGCACAAGUCUCUCCACGCCAAAAACCAGUAUCGCAAACUUAACGCAGCUUAUAAAAAAGUAAGCACGCGUUGUUACCAGGGCUAUCUUAUCCGGAUUCAGCGUGGUUUUAAAACUAGACCCAAAUCGUUUUGGCAGUACAUUAAGGACCAACGGAAAGAAUCGAGCUUACCGUCCUACAUGUUUUUGGAAGACAAGUCGGCGACCUCAGACCUUGAUAUUUGUAACCUCUUCGCUGACAAAUUCCGUAGUACUUUUGAUUCUGGUUCAAUAUCCACGGAGCAGUUGACUAUGGCGGCUAGUAACGUCCCACGUCAGAGCACUUCCUUUCAUCACAUCGUAAUCGAUGACGAUACCAUCCUGAAGGCGACUGCUAAGCUGAAACCCAGUGUUUCUGCAGGUCCGGAUGGCAUUUCAGCGACUUUUCUAAAACGCUAUAUAUCACAUAUGCUGACUCCUAUAAAACGAAUCUUCCAAUCAUCGCUCACGGAAUCCACGUUCCCUUCCAUUUGGAAAGAGGCUUACAUGUUUCCGGUCUACAAAAAAGGUGACAGGAGGAACAUUAACAAUUAUCGCGACAGUUUUGCCAUGGGAUCUCAAACCGACGUAAUCUACACCGACCUGACCGCAGCUUUCGACAAGGUAAACCACAAAAUAGCCAUAGCCAAACUAGAUCGUAUCGGUAUCUGCGGCUCUUUACUGGAAUGGUUCCAUAGCUACCUGGUAGGACGGAAACUUAUUGUACGAUCAGUCAUAGGAGCUUUCGGAGACAUCAUAUCUCGAGUAUCCCCAAUGGGGAAUCUGCGAGUCGUUUACAAUCAAAAUUGUGUACCCUACGUCUAA